AUGACUAGCAUCAAAAAAGAAAAUACACAUCAAUUACAUACAUCUACAAUUAAUCAUCCAUGGACAAAGCCAGUGGGCGAAUAUUCUGCACAGACACUAAAGACAAAUAUACAUGAUUAUGAAAUUAUGGGCGAGUUAGGACAAGGAACCUAUGGCAUCGUAAAGCUGGCUUAUUUGAAAAACGAUCCAGAAAAGAAAAAAGUGGUUAUCAAGUACGUCUACAAGUCUCGUGUAUUGGUGGACUGUUGGACCAGAGAUAAGAAAUUAGGGCUUGUUCCUGCCGAAAUUCAUGUGCUUCAUACAUUGAGAAAGAUUCCACAUGCGAACUGCAGUGAUAUGCUGGAUUAUUUUGAGGAUGAUGAUCACUAUUAUGUUGUAAUGGACCUAUUUGGUGCAGGCAUGGAUUUAUUUGACUAUAUUGAGCUUCGAAAAGAUGGUAUAUCAGAAUCAGAGAUACGGGCGAUCUUUAGACAGAUCAUAGAGGCCGUGAGUCAUUUGCACGAUAAUCACAUCAUUCAUCGAGAUAUUAAGGAUGAGAAUGUUAUUCUUGACCUCAAAGGAGGAGUUCGAUUGAUUGAUUUUGGGAGUGCGACUUAUAUGAAAGAAGGCAAGCGGUAUGAUACAUUUGUUGGCACGUUAGAUUAUGCAGCUCCCGAAGUGCUCAAAGGACAAACCUAUACAGGCCCACCUCAAGAUAUAUGGGCCUGUGGUACCUUGCUAUACACUUUGAUCUAUAGAGAGAAUCCAUUUUAUAACAUUGAAGAAAUCAUGGAACGAGAGUUGAGAAUACCUUUUAUCCUAUCACAAGAAUCAUUAGAUCUCAUAAAGAAAAUGCUAGAAAGGGAUGUGGAAAAGAGACUUACUGUUCAUCAAGUAUUAGCCCAUCCCUGGUUUCAAUUGAAGUAA
Rhizopus microsporus ATCC 52813 is the source of this 906-nucleotide messenger RNA. RefSeq names its product Pkinase-domain-containing protein. Gene Ontology annotation, cellular component: cytosol; nucleus; cytoplasm. The record is from RefSeq and is a predicted model, not a curated record. The transcript has 4 exons. Bases 1 to 906 code for a protein of 301 amino acids. Gene Ontology annotation, biological process: intracellular signal transduction; negative regulation of apoptotic process; protein phosphorylation. Lineage: Eukaryota; Fungi; Mucoromycota; Mucoromycetes; Mucorales; Rhizopodaceae. Gene Ontology annotation, molecular function: protein serine/threonine kinase activity; ATP binding.